AUGGCCUCCCUCGCCGCCGCCGUCUCCGUGCAGCCCGUGGCCGUGAAGGGCCUCUCCGGCAGCUCCAUCUCCGGCAGGAAGCUCGCCGUCGCCAGCAGGCCGUCGGCCCGCGCCGCCUGCCGCUCCACCCGCAGGGCCGCCGUGGUGGCCAAGUACGGCGACAAGAGCGUCUACUUCGACCUCGAGGACAUCGGCAACACCACCGGGCAGUGGGACCUCUACGGCUCCGACGCGCCCUCGCCCUACAACCCGCUCCAGAGCAAGUUCUUUGAGACGUUCGCGGCUCCGUUCACCAAGAGAGGCCUGCUGCUCAAGUUCCUGCUGCUGGGCGGCGGCUCCCUGCUGGCCUACGUCAGCGCGUCGGCGUCGCCGGACCUCCUGCCGAUCAAGAAGGGGCCCCAGCAGCCGCCGCAGCCGGGCCCGCGCGGCAAGAUCUAA
Molecule: messenger RNA, 438 nt
Organism: Miscanthus lutarioriparius
Lineage: Eukaryota; Viridiplantae; Streptophyta; Magnoliopsida; Poales; Poaceae
Source: the annotation of a GenBank genome assembly